AUGCGGGAGAUAUGGAACGAGGCAGGACAAUCGAGAAAGGGUUCUGUUGACCACAAACGCCUCAUCGAGGCCACGAGGCGACUUAUGUCGGCCAUACACACACUUGCAGGUAUUCGCCGGCCGGGACAUCAUCUGUGGCAGCCGCAUAAGCGAAUUAUUAUUUGCCCGAUGCGUUGGAAUGGACGGGACCUUGAUAAUGCUGGCAGGCCAGUGUUGCAAUGCGACGAUUUCCCGAUGAACGUUACUUCUGCCACUUGGCACCUGAAUGUCUAUGUUCCGGCGCCCUACGAUAUGUUUCAAGCGCACUACAAUGCUUUCGACGUGGCCCAGAUGGCCCGCGAUGAGAAGAGGACAAGGCGAGUCUGGGAGCCAACGCUGCACAUGCGCGAUGACGCUCGCAGACGACAAGAUGUGGACUUGCGGGACGACGUUGCAUGCUACGGCUUCAAGGCAUACCCCGACUUCAAGUACCCAGAGGACAAGUCGGAUGAAGAAAAGGCAGUUUUGGAACAUACAUUUUAUGCUGCUCCGAUCCCAAGGAGCGGGAAUAGUUUGUGGUUAUCACUCGCAAUGCUUGUCGAGGGUCACUUUAUCAAGUCAAGAAGACUCAAGAGCAGUCUUGCAUACUGGUUCAACGACGUACUACUCGGCCCACGCGGGUUCGAAUACCCCGGGAGCCGUUACCGCAGAGAACGCUUCCGCAUGUAUUGCCAGCUUCUCGCCAAUUCCAGGGAAUCUGUAGACCCCGGUGAUGUGAAUGACUGGGGGCCUAUGGACCUAUUGCGCUGCCUAAACGCGAACGACCACGAUUCAGGUAUGCCAAUGGAGGCAGGUUUCCACGAGAUGCUGCAUCUCGUGGCUGACUUCUUUGGCUGCGAGGUCAUCACUUUCAUCAGGCGAAGGGGUCCGCCAGCGCUUUGGAGAAACUUGACGCUGAGAGCGUACCUGGAUAAAAACCCCUACCGCAUGAAAGUAUACGGGGAGCCGCCGACCCAAGACGACUACAAACUCAAGUUCAGUGGCCGAAGACAGAUACUGCUCGUGACAGAUCCGAGUUUGAGACAUUUCCAACCGGUGAUCCGGGUAGAACCGGAUCUACCCAAACACGUGGACGCUCUCGAAGUCGAGGGCGGAGAGUGGAUUGAUACGACUACGUUUGAUCCAUGGGACCGCCACGUGCCGAUGCCGUGGUGGAUGGGGUACCACCGUAAUGUUUACAACACCGGAUGGGCAGGCCAAUGGGAGAUUCAAGGGUCUCGGCCAUGGCUACGCACCGCCCCGGCACACUUAGAUCGCAUGGUUCCAAGGGAUAUCACUACGGGCAUGACGCUACCAUGGAACAACAACAUCCAGGCACUAGGGCCCUACUGGUCUUUUAAUAUGCCUGUACCGGACACGGAAUAUUAUGAAGGCGAUACAGAUAUGGAUACGAGGGGAGUGCAGCUGCAGUCGGCACAAGAGAGGCUUACCUGGCAUACGCCCAACCCCCCGGUACUGGACGACCGGUUGGCCUUGACGGAUUGGCCUGCUUGCUAUGGGGAGAACGACGGCCGGUUCAAAUCGAAAGGGCAUUUUGAAGGUUCGAAACGGGUGGCUGAGCUCUACCUCAGCAAAACCCAGCUAGGCUUCAGCGAGAUGGACGGAUUCCUGAGCAUCCAAGGUACCGAAGCUGAAGAUCGCAUUCCGCCUUGGCAUAAGAGGAGGCGCAGGUGA
Colletotrichum truncatum is the source of this 1713-nucleotide messenger RNA. NCBI's taxonomy places the organism in Eukaryota, Fungi, Ascomycota, Sordariomycetes, Glomerellales, Glomerellaceae. The record is from RefSeq and is a predicted model, not a curated record.